UUGACUGAGAUGGUGCAAAAUUAGAGAGACAGAGAGAGAGAGACAGAGGAAACAAGAGGCAGAGACGAGAAGACCGGCAGACUAAACUGUCAUAUCUGUGAGAGGGAGAGAGAGCGGAGAGGCUGAGAAAAAGCUUUUCUGUAAGGAAAUUAAAGCGAGGACAAGGGCUAAUACAGAAAAGGACUGAAGGCAAGCUGAGAACAGAAAGCUGAAAAGAGGACUGGGAGGAGCCGACGCGGUCAAAACGAUGUGAAAAAAGACAAGUCUGCAGGAGUUAUGACUCAUCCCCAGACUUUACAGAAAGGGCAUUUGAUGGAGGAAAACACUGUGGACUACUGUGCUCUCAUGCCUGUCUGUACAUUCCUACACAUUUAAACUGCAGCUGUGCUGAAUCUCCUAUGGAAGGAGCAUCGAUGGUUAACACCCCUGCAGUCAUCAGUCCUUACACAUCAUGACCACAUUUUACUCUUCCUCCUCUUUCACACCAGCUCUUUCAGCCUCAGCAUCGUUUAACUCUUCUUUUUCUGAUUCUACUUCAUCCCUCCCUGCCUCAAUGUUAUCCCUCUUGUCAGCCACCUCUUCUUCUCCCUCUUCAACAAACCAGACUGUAUGUUCAUUUAAUGACACGGCCAUCCGUGUGCCGAUGGCAGUCUGCUACUCCCUCUUCUUCAUCUUUGGGCUUGUGGGUAACCUCUUCGCUCUGUGGGUGUUCCUUUUCGUACAUUCAAGCCGCAACUCAGUGCGGGUGUUCCUCAUCAACUGUGCAGUGGCUGAUCUGGUUCUGCUGGCAUGUCUGCCCUUCAGGGUUUUCUUCCACGCUAACGGAAACCAGUGGGUGCUGGGAUCUGUAGCCUGCAAGUUGGUGGGGAACUUGUUUUACAUGAACAUGUACAUCAGUAUUGCUUUACUGGGCUUCAUCAGCCUGGACAGAUACUUGAGGCUGAAGGGGAAAGGCCGAGCACGUAGAGGCAUGAGGAUGAGGCUGUGGGGGCACAGCAAGCCAUGGAGCUGGGUGGUCUGCGGCGCUUUGUGGAGUGUGUCAUUGAUGGGGGUCGUGCCGAUGAUCGCCACAGCAGAGGACAAAGAGCAGAGUGACACAUGCUUCCAGUUCAAGCAGCGCCUCAAAGUCGGGUGGAAAGCCUACUUCAACGCAGUUCUGGUGUUGCUGUUCUGGCUCGUCUUCACCAUGCUGGUCGUCUCCUACUACAAGAUCGCCUCCCAGUUGCUGCAGGUCUCAAGGGACAAGCCGGACCUUCCUAACGCAAAGAGAUAUGAACGGACUGCCAAGAAGUCCUUCUUUGUCCUUUUUCUUUUCACAGUCUGCUUCGGGCCCUACCACGCGUUUCGGCCCAUUUACAUCCUCGCCCAACUCAGCCAGACAGCAUCGUGUGACUAUUUGCACCUGGUGGAUCGUACCAAUGAGGUGAUGCUGUUGUUCUCCGCCUUUAACAGCUGUUUGGAUCCUGUCAUGUACUUGCUGUUGUCUGGCUCAGUGCGUAAAACCGCCCUCCAAGCACUUGGACACCGAUUUGGCAACCGGUUUCUCUUCUUACACGACGCGACAUCUAACAGCUCUACAACAGAGUUCAGACGGCCGUCUAUGCCGAUGGUUUUACCCGACCCAAACCUCAACACCCCGUCGCUCACCCCGAGAACCAGCAUCUGUGUCAUCACCUCCACCCUCCGUCGCACAGGAGUUACCACACUUCCACCUACUGGUCAACAGUGAUGGCAAGUUUGUCUCGCUGCCAAGUAAGCAUGAAGACUGGAAAACUAAAUAUCUAACAUUUAGACUGGACUGGUUGGCUGAUUGUCUGUCAAACUGAAAAAAAAAACACCUACAGAUACAAACUUCUUUUAUUAAAAAUUAAAUACAUAUGUUUUUCAACCACUGAGAUAUUCUUGCUGUACUUUGUGGCAAUCACUGUUUAAACUUGUAAGAGACAGUUCAGUAAUGUACUUCAGCAACUACUGUGAGAGCAGCUUGUCUAAAAAUACAUUUAACGCUGUAACGUUUCACAAGUAAAUGUGUGGUUUUCUCAUGAUGAAUUGAGUGUGUCUAAACGGAUGUAUUGAAAUAUACACUACUGUUUAAACAUUUGGGGUCACUUAGAAAGGUCCUUAUUUUUGAAAGAAAAGCAGUUUUUUUCAAUGAGGAUUACAAUAAAUUAAUCAGAAAUACAGUCUAGACAUUGUUAAUGUGGUAAACGACUAUUCUAACUGGGAAUUUUUAAUAUCUACAUAGGGGUACAGAGGAACAUUUCCAGCAACCAUCACUCCUGUGUUCUAAUGCUACAUUGUUUUAGCGAAUGGUUUUGAAAGGCUGAUGAUUACAAAACUCUCGUAGCGGGCAACCCAAAACAUCAGCUAUAGUCCCUGACGCAGCGGUCAUGGGUUCGAAUCCAACCCAUGUAUAUUUACUGCAUGUCAUGUCACUCUUCUAUCCAUAUUUCCUGUCUAUCUCUCUCCACUGUCCUAUAUAAUCAAGGCAAAAUGGCCAAAAACAUAACUUAAAAAAAAAGAAAACUCUUGUGCAGUUAUGUUAGGACAUGAAUAAAAGUGUGAAAUUGCCUGGGUGACCCCAAACUUUUGAACAGUAGUCUAUCUGGAUAUAUAAUCAUGCUGUUGUGGAGGGAAAAAAGCCACAAAAACUGACCUACAUACAGCACAAACAGAGUGUUUCCUCCUUCACACAAUGUGCAAAAGACCUCAGUCUUGCAAAAUUAAGUCAAUCACUGUGCAUCUAUCAAGUCAAGUAACAGUAUUUGAUUCUUUCUUAAUUAUUAAAACCACUCAUCCAUCA
Messenger RNA from Amphiprion ocellaris (clown anemonefish), 2803 nucleotides. RefSeq names its product probable G-protein coupled receptor 34. The coding region runs from base 452 to 1729 and encodes 425 amino acids. The record is from RefSeq and is a predicted model, not a curated record. The transcript has 3 exons. Gene Ontology annotation, cellular component: membrane. Gene Ontology annotation, biological process: G protein-coupled receptor signaling pathway. Lineage: Eukaryota; Metazoa; Chordata; Actinopteri; Pomacentridae. Gene Ontology annotation, molecular function: G protein-coupled purinergic nucleotide receptor activity.